Molecule: messenger RNA, 2401 nt
Organism: Micropterus salmoides (largemouth bass)
Lineage: Eukaryota; Metazoa; Chordata; Actinopteri; Centrarchiformes; Centrarchidae
Gene: gabrd
Product: gamma-aminobutyric acid type A receptor subunit delta
Exons: 9
Coding region: 313-1695 (460 amino acids)
Biological process (GO): monoatomic ion transmembrane transport; signal transduction; chemical synaptic transmission
Cellular component (GO): neuron projection; synapse; membrane
Molecular function (GO): GABA-A receptor activity; neurotransmitter receptor activity; extracellular ligand-gated monoatomic ion channel activity
Source: RefSeq, a predicted model, not a curated record
UCUCUCUCUCUCUCUCGCUGGAGGACAGGCGGCAGCGUUGGAUCGGCUCGUUGUUGCGGUCGGACUUUUCCUUUCCCUCGGUGUGCUCUCUUCUUGCGGGCUCCUGGACGCGGACGAAUUUGGGAGCUGAUCAUGGGGUCUUCAUCAACAUCUUCUUCAGCAUCUUCGGCAGCAUCAGCACCACACUUUACUUUCUUCUCGGAGGCGCCGGAUCACGAGGAGAGCGCACUAAAAUAAAACUCCGGCUUUGUCGUCGAUAUCCAUUCCGGGAAACUUCUUUUUCUCUUAAUCAUUUAUCAUAAAGCGUGUGGAAUGGAAAUCCAAACUUUCCUGCUGUCGACUCUCGCCCUGCUCUUCGUGGGAGAUAUUUUCACCAGGGCCAUGCUGAGUGACAUUGGAGACUAUGUAGGUACAGACAUUCAAAUAUCCUGGUUACCUAAUCUGGAUGAAUUAAUGAAGGGCUAUGCCAGAAAUUUUCGCCCUGGGAUAGGAGGUCCACCAGUGAAUGUGGCCAUGGCUAUUGAAGUGGCCAGCAUUGACCACAUCUCUGAAGCUAACAUGGAAUACACCAUGACCGUAUUCCUGCGGCAGAGCUGGCACGAUGACCGCCUGUCCUACAAUCACACCAAUAAGACACUGGGGUUGGACAGUCGAUUCGUGGACAAGCUAUGGCUUCCCGACACCUUCAUCGUCAAUGCCAAAUCUGCUUGGUUCCACGAUGUCACCGUGGAGAACAAGUUGAUCCGCCUGCAGCCCAAUGGAGUCAUUCUGUACAGCAGCCGAAUAACUUCGACAGUGGCGUGUGAUAUGGACCUGACCAAGUAUCCCAUGGAUGAACAGGAGUGUAUGCUGGACCUGGAAAGCUACGGUUACUCCUCAGAGGACAUUGUGUAUCACUGGUCAGACAGUCAGAAACACAUCCAUGGCCUUGACAAACUGGAGCUCUCCCAGUUCACAAUCACAGACUAUCGGUUUGUAACUGAGAUGAUGAACUUCAAAUCUGCGGGACGAUUUCCAAGGCUCAGUCUUCGCUUCGAGCUGAGACGAAAUCGAGGUGUCUAUAUCAUCCAGUCAUACAUGCCAUCGAUAUUACUGGUUGCCAUGUCCUGGGUGUCCUUUUGGAUCAGCCAAUCAGCAGUCCCUGCUCGUGUAUCCUUAGGGAUCACAACUGUUCUCACCAUGACCACACUAAUGGUAAGCGCCCGCUCCUCCCUGCCUCGAGCAUCAGCCAUCAAGGCGUUAGACGUCUACUUCUGGAUCUGUUACGUGUUUGUGUUUGCGGCACUCAUUGAGUACGCCUUCGCUCACUACAACGCUGACUACCGACUCAAAGAGAAGGCCAAAGUGAAGGCCAACAAGCUCAGCUCUGAGUCCAUUGUAAAGAAUGGCAAACAGGCAAUGGUUCUGUUUUCACUGUCGGUCACCGGCAUGAACCAGGGAGUGAUGAUUUCCAACCGGCAGGGGCGGACCCAGCGCUCCAGCAGCGAAAUCCCCGGAGAGGGUGGAAGCCAGGAGGCCGAGCCAAGGAGGAGAAGGUCCAAGCAAGCGGAGGAGAGCAAGGAGGAAAAGAAAUGCUGUUCCAAGUGCGUCUGCAAGCCCAUUGAUGCAGACACCAUCGACAUCUAUGCCAGGGCUGUGUUCCCAUUCACUUUCGCUGUGGUGAAUGUGAUUUACUGGGUGGCGUACACCAUGUGAGGAGGAGGCAACAGUUCUAUUUGAAUGGCUACCAUCCAGCGCUGUACAUAAGAAACUGCUGGAGCUGUGCCACUUCAAUGCUGGCAGACUGGUGCAGCUGACAUAUACAGAGGCCUCAGUAAAAAAAACUUGAAAAAAUGAAGUUAUGGCCUAUGAAUAUGGAAAUAUGGUUAAUUAAUGGAAGUAGUUAUGAGUUUAAAAAGUGUUAACAGGACUUAAUAUAUUUAAAUACAAAUACAGAAAUGGAUUUUAUAACGGUGAAGGACUGUGUUGCCUGUUGGAGGUUCACAUACACAGUGAACGCAGUUUAACCAACAAUCUAGAUUUCCUGUUAACACUGUUUCCUGUUAUGAACUCAACUAAGGACACUACAACAAAUGAUCCUGCUUGAAUACCUGCAGUACUGACGCAAAUUACCAUAGUUAGCUUAACUAACUCAAAGCCACAAUCUGGAGUGAACCGCCUGUUAUCUCAAAAAGCAAAAGCGCUUCCCAAACUAGAGGAUAACAAGAUGAGGUGUACUACUAUUCUGCAUGGCUGAUAACUCUCUCGCCCUCUUCCCCUGCCAUCCCCACCCCCUCUCUUCCUCUCUCUCCUUUGGUCCUCCACCCAGUUUUUUUCAAUUCAUUUUUUUGUUCAGGACACAGCCUGGAUUGUCUUAUCACCUUCUGCCAGUUUCCUCACAAUUAAAGGACUUCCUGCACUA